AUGGCGGAGUUGUUCAUCAAGCAAGCGGCGGAGUACGCAAAGACGAGGCCGAGCUACCCGAAACAACUCUUCGAGUUCAUAGCUUCCGAGACUCCUUGCCACGACGUCGUUUGGGACGUCGGCACCGGUAGCGGCCAAGCCGCCGUAUCCCUCGCCGGAAUCUACAAGACCGUGAUCGCCACCGACACGAGCGCCACCCAGCUGGACCACGCCCCGAGGCUCCCGAACGUCCACUACCGCCGCACUCCGCCGGUCAUCCCACACGCCGACCUCCCGCUCCACAUCGCCGGCGAGUCCACCGUCGACCUAGUCACCGUCGGUCAGGCCCUCCACUGGUUCGACCUCCCGGCAUUCUACAAACAGGCCCAUUGGGUCCUGAAAAAGCCCCACGGCGUGAUCGCCGCGUGGUGCUACUGCGAGCCGGAGAUCGACCCGGCGGUCGACUCGGUCCUCGACUCGUUCUACGCAGCGGACUCGGCGCCGUACUGGGACCCACUGCGGAAGCUGGUCGAGGACGGUUACCGCGGCGUUGACUUCCCGUUCGAGGCGGUGGGGGGAGCCGGAGAGGGCGACACGGGGCCGUUUCGGUUCACGGCGGAGCAUGCGAUGGAUUUGGAAGGGUUUUUCAUGUACGUGAGGUCGUGGUCGGCGUACCAGACGGCGAAGGAGAGAGGGGUGGAGCUGUUGGGAGAUGCCGUGGUGGAGAAGUUCCGGCGUGCUUGGUGUAAUGAUGAGAAUGGAGAUGGUGGUGGAGAGGAGAAGGUGAAGGUGGUCAGGUUUCCUGUUUACCUCAGGAUUGGCAAGGUUGGGAUGGUGAAAUUGUGA
This is a messenger RNA of Linum tenue, 825 nucleotides long. NCBI's taxonomy places the organism in Eukaryota, Viridiplantae, Streptophyta, Magnoliopsida, Malpighiales, Linaceae. The record is from the annotation of a GenBank genome assembly.